CAAGGUGGCGAAGCCGCAGCAACAGCGGCGACGGCGGCGGCGGCUGGAGUGAGCGCCCGGCUCGUCGCUCCGAGCGAAGGCCCAGCAGAGGGCCUCGCGCCGGGGCCGCGCCCUUUUCCUCAGGCCGUACGGAACGGGGACGCCGGCUCCCACGCCCCGCCAGCUCCGGGUGGUUUCCUAGAAACAUGAUUGAUUGUUGGACUUGAUCUCACAGCCCAGUGAGGACUUCUUUACUGAUAAUGUCAAGUUCAGGAUAUCCUCCCAACCAAGGAGCAUUCAGUACAGAACAAAGCCGUUAUCCUCCCCAUUCUGUUCAGUACACCUUUCCUAGUACCCGUCACCAGCAGGAAUUUGCAGUCCCUGACUAUCGUUCUUCUCAUCUUGAAGUUAGUCAGGCAUCACAGCUUUUGCAACAGCAGCAGCAGCAGCAGCAGCAGCAGCAGCUUCGAAGGCGACCUUCCUUGCUUUCAGAAUUUCACCCAGGUUCUGACAGGCCUCAGGAAAGGAGAACUGGAUAUGAACAGUUUCACACAGGCCCAUCCCCGGUGGAUCACGAGUCAUUGGAAUCCAAGCGACCACGUCUGGAUCAGGUUUCUGAUUCCCAUUUUCAGCGUGUCAGUGCUGCUGUUUUACCUUUAGUACACACACUGCCAGAAGGGUUGAGGUCUUCUGCAGAUACUAAGAAGGAUCCAGCAUUUGGAGGAAAACAUGAUGCUCCCUCUUCUCCAAUUGCUGGGCAACCAUGUGCAGAUGAUCAAAAUGCUUCACCUUCAAAGCUUUCAAAGGAAGAGUUAAUACAGAGUAUGGAUCGUGUUGAUCGAGAAAUUGCAAAAGUAGAACAGCAGAUCCUUAAACUGAAAAAGAAACAACAACAGCUUGAAGAAGAAGCAGCUAAACCUCCUGAGCCUGAGAAGCCUGUGUCCCCUCCUCCAGUGGAGCAGAAACACCGCAGUAUUGUCCAAAUUAUUUAUGAUGAGAAUCGGAAAAAAGCAGAAGAAGCUCAUAAAAUUUUUGAAGGUCUUGGCCCAAAAGUUGAAUUGCCACUCUAUAACCAGCCAUCAGACACCAAGGUUUACCAUGAGAACAUCAAGACAAACCAGGUGAUGAGGAAAAAACUCAUUUUAUUUUUUAAAAGAAGAAAUCAUGCAAGAAAACAAAGGGAACAAAAAAUCUGCCAACGUUAUGAUCAGCUCAUGGAGGCUUGGGAAAAAAAAGUGGACAGAAUUGAGAAUAAUCCACGGAGGAAAGCUAAAGAAAGCAAAACAAGAGAGUACUAUGAAAAGCAGUUUCCAGAAAUUCGUAAACAAAGAGAACAGCAAGAAAGAUUUCAGAGAGUUGGCCAAAGGGGAGCUGGUCUUUCAGCCACCAUUGCUAGGAGUGAGCAUGAGAUUUCUGAAAUUAUUGAUGGUCUCUCUGAGCAGGAGAAUAAUGAGAAGCAAAUGCGACAGCUGUCUGUGAUCCCACCUAUGAUGUUUGAUGCUGAACAAAGACGUGUCAAGUUCAUUAACAUGAAUGGUCUUAUGGAGGACCCUAUGAAGGUUUACAAAGAUAGGCAGUUUAUGAAUGUUUGGACUGAUCACGAAAAGGAAAUCUUUAAGGACAAGUUUAUUCAGCAUCCAAAAAACUUUGGACUAAUUGCAUCCUACUUGGAAAGGAAGAGUGUUCCUGAUUGUGUUUUAUAUUAUUAUUUAACCAAGAAAAAUGAGAAUUAUAAAGCCCUAGUAAGAAGGAAUUAUGGAAAACGCAGAGGCAGAAAUCAGCAAAUUGCCCGUCCCUCACAAGAAGAAAAAGUAGAAGAGAAAGAAGAGGAUAAAGCAGAAAAAACAGAAAAAAAAGAAGAGGAAAAGAAAGAUGAAGAAGAAAAAGAUGAGAAGGAGGACUCUAAAGAAAAUACCAAGGAAAAGGACAAGACUGAAGGUACAACAGAAGAAACUGAAGAGAGAGAGCAGGCUACGCCCCGGGGACGCAAGACUGCUAAUAGCCAAGGUCGCAGAAAGGGACGAAUAACCAGGUCCAUGACAAAUGAAGCUGCAGCUGCUAUUGCUGCAGCUGCAGCAGCCACAGAAGAGCCCCCACCACCUCUCCCACCACCUGCAGAACCUGUUUCCACAGAGCCCGUAGAAACCUCUCGAUGGACAGAAGAAGAAAUGGAAGUUGCUAAGAAAGGCUUAGUAGAACAUGGUCGUAACUGGGCAGCAAUUGCCAAAAUGGUGGGAACUAAAAGUGAAGCUCAGUGUAAAAAUUUCUAUUUUAACUAUAAAAGGCGACACAAUCUUGACAACCUCUUGCAGCAACAUAAACAGAAAACAUCAAGGAAACCUCGUGAAGAAAGAGAUGUGUCUCAGUGUGAAAGUGUUGCUUCCACUGUUUCUGCUCAGGAAGAUGAAGACAUUGAAGCCUCCAAUGAAGAAGAAAAUCAAGAAGAUAGUGAAGGUGCUGAAAAUAGUUCUGAUACAGAAAGUGCUCCUUCUCCUUCACCAGUUGAAACUGUCAAGCCCAGUGAAGACAGCAAUGAAAAUGCUGCUUACCGAGGAAACACCGAACCUGUGGCUGAGCUCGAGUCUACCACUGACCCGGCACCCGGUGCAUCUCCCUCCUCAGCAGUUCCAAGUACAAAGGCAGUUGAGAGUGAAAGUGUGGAGACCCAGGUGACUGACAGCACCAGUGUUGAGACAGCAGAGACGAUGGAUGUGGACCACCAGGAGUGUGAUGCUGAAGCAGGUUCUGUUCCUCAUCCCCCAACCACUACCAAAGCAGAAUCUGUGGAUGCUGAAAUGAGGCUGCCAGACAGCAGUCCAUCUAAAAGUGAAGGAGAUACCAAAGAAAGAGACUUGGAAAGAGCCAGUGAGAAGACAGAGCCUAGAGAUGAAGAUCUGGUGGUGGCUCAGCAGAUAAAUGCCCAAAGGCCUGAGCCCCAGUCAGACAAUGAUUCCAGUGCUACAUGCAGUGCUGAUGAAGAUGUGGAUGGAGAGCCUGAGAGGCAGAGAAUAUUUCCUAUGGAUGCAAAGCCUUCAUUGUUAAAUCCCACUGGAUCUAUACUAGUCUCAUCCCCAAUAAAACCAAAUCCAUUGGACCUGCCACAGCUUCAGCAUCGAGCUGCUAUUAUCCCACCCAUGGUUUCCUGCACCCCAUGUAAUAUGCCAAUUGGAACCCCUGUAAGUGGCUAUGCUCUCUACCAGCGACACAUUAAGGCAAUGCAUGAGUCAGCACUCUUGGAGGAACAGAGACAGAGGCAAGAACAGAUAGAUUUGGAAUGUAGAAGUUCUACAAGCCCGUGUGGCACUUCCAAGAGUCCAAACAGAGAAUGGGAAGUCCUCCAACCUGCUCCACAUCAAGUGAUAACUAAUCUCCCUGAAGGGAUUCGACUUCCAACAACUCGACCAACCAGGCCACCACCUCCUCUCAUCCCAUCAUCUAAAACCACAGUGGCUUCAGAGAAACCAUCCUUUAUAAUGGGAGGCUCCAUCUCACAGGGGACCCCAGUUGGAUCCCAGACUGGUAUACCAACUGAGGCUUUGGUGAAGGGAUCAAUUUCCAGGAUGCCCAUGGAAGAAAGCAGUCCUGAGAAAGGCAGAGAAGAAGCUACAUCCAAAGGCCAUGUUAUUUAUGAAGGCAAGAGUGGACAUAUCUUAUCAUAUGAUAAUAUUAAGAAUGCCCGAGAAGGUACUAGGAGUCCAAGAACAGCUCAUGAUAUCAGUUUAAAAAGAAGCUAUGAGUCAGUGGAAGGAAAUAUAAAACAAGGGAUAUCAUUGAGGGAGUCUCCUGUAUCAGCACAAUUAGAGGGGCUGAUAUGUCGAGCAUUACCCAGAGGGAGCCCUCACUCUGACCUCAAAGAAAGAACAGUACUGUCUGGCUCCAUAAUGCAAGGUACACCUAGAGCAACUCCUGAAAGCUAUGAAGAUGGCCUUAAAUAUCCCAAACAGAUUAAAAGAGAAAGUCCUCCUAUUCGAACAUUCGAAGGUGCCAUUACCAAAGGAAAACCAUAUGAUGGCAUCACUACCAUCAAAGAAAUGGGGCGUUCUAUUCAUGAAAUUCCACGGCAAGAUGUUUUAUCUCAGGAAAGCCGAAAAACUCCAGAAGUAGUCCAGAGCACAAGGCCAAUAAUUGAAGGUUCCAUUUCCCAGGGCACACCAGUAAAGUUUGACAGCAACUCAGGUCAAUCUGCCAUCAAACACAAUGUCAAAUCUUUGAUCACGGGGCCUAGCAAACUACCCCGUGGAAUGCCUCCACUGGAAAUUGUACCAGAGAACAUAAAAGUAGUAGAACGAGGAAAAUAUGAGGAUGCGAAAGCAAGUGAACCAGUACGAUCCCGACACAUGUCGGUGGUGAGCUCUGGCCCCUCUGUUCUCAGGUCUACACUUCAUGAAGCUCCCAAAGCACAGCUGAGCCCAGGGAUUUAUGAUGACUCCAGUGCUCGCAGGACUCCUGUGAGUUAUCAAAGUACCAUGUCCAGAGGCUCACCCAUGAUGAACAGAGCCUCCGAGGUUACAAUUUCUUCUAGCAAGUCUACCAAUCAUGAAAGGAAGUCAACACUUACCCCAACCCAAAGGGACAGCAUACCAGCCAAGUCUCCAGUGCCUGGAGUGGAUCCUGUUGUGAGCCACAGCCCAUUUGAUCCCCAUCAUAGAGGCAGUGCUGCAGGGGAGGUUUAUCGGAGUCACCUUCCCACGCACUUGGAUCCAGCCAUGCCCUUUCAUAGAGCUCUUGAUCCUGCUGCUGCUGCUUACCUAUUUCAGAGACAGCUUUCACCAACUCCAGGCUACCCAAGUCAGUACCAGCUUUAUGCUAUGGAGAACACAAGACAGACAAUCCUAAAUGAUUACAUUACCUCACAACAGAUGCAAGUGAACUUGCGCCCUGAUGUAGCCAGAGGACUUUCCCCACGAGAACAGCCCCUGGGUCUCCCAUACCCACCAACAAGAGGAAUCAUUGACCUGACCAAUAUGCCUCCAACAAUUUUAGUGCCUCAUCCAGGGGGAACAAGCACUCCUCCCAUGGACAGAAUUACUUAUAUUCCUGGUACACAGAUUACUUUCCCACCACGGCCAUACAACUCUGCUUCAAUGUCUCCAGGACACCCAACACACCUUGCAGCAGCUGCAAGUGUUGAGAGGGAGCGAGAGCGAGAAAGAGAAAGGGAAAGGGAGAAGGAGCGAGAAAGGGAGCGGGAACGGAUUGCAACUUCUUCUGACCUUUACCUGCGGCCAAGCACAGAACAGCCAGGCCGGCCUGGCAGUCAUGGAUAUGUCCGCUCCCCCUCCCCUUCAGUAAGAACUCAGGAGACGGUGUUACAGCAAAGACCCAGCGUUUUCCAGGGAACCAAUGGAACCAGUGUAAUCACUCCUUUGGAUCCAACUGCUCAGCUACGGAUCAUGCCACUGCCUGCUGGAGGCCCUUCAAUAAGUCAAGGCCUGCCAGCUUCCCGUUACAACACUGCUGCGGAUGCCCUGGCUGCUCUUGUGGAUGCUGCAGCUUCUGCACCCCAGAUGGAUGUUUCCAAAACAAAAGAGAGUAAGCAUGAAGCUGCCAGGUUAGAAGAAAAUUUGAGAAGCAGGUCAGCAGCAGUUAGUGAACAGCAGCAGCUAGAGCAGAAAACCCUGGAGGUGGAGAAGAGAUCUGUUCAGUGUCUGUACACUGCUUCAGCCUUUCCAAGUGGCAAGCCCCAGCCUCACGCCUCAGUAGUGUACUCUGAGGCUGGGAAAGAUAAAGGGCCUCCUCCAAAAUCCAGAUAUGAGGAAGAGCUAAGGACCCGAGGGAAGACUACCAUUACUGCAGCUAACUUCAUAGACGUGAUCAUCACCCGGCAAAUUGCCUCGGACAAGGAUGCAAGGGAACGUGGCUCUCAAAGUUCAGACUCUUCUAGUAGCUUAUCUUCUCACAGGUAUGAAGCACCUAGUGAUGCUAUUGAGGUGAUAAGUCCUGCCAGCUCCCCUGCACCACCCCAGGAAAAACUGCAGGCCUAUCAGCCAGAGAUUGUUAAGGCAAACCAACCAGAAAGUGACCCCACAAGACAAUAUGAAGGACCACUUCAUCAUUAUCGGCCUCAGCAGGAGUCGCCGUCUCCACAGCAGCCACCGCCCCCGUCCUCCCAGGCAGAAGGGAUCGGGCAAGUGCCCAGGACCCAUCGACUGAUCACGCUUGCCGAUCACAUCUGUCAAAUUAUCACACAAGACUUUGCUAGAAAUCAAGUUUCCUCACAGCCUACACAGCAGCCUACCACUUCUACAUUCCAAAAUUCACCAACUGCUCUGGCAUCAACACCUGUGAGGACUAAGUCAAGUCGAUACAGCCCAGAGUCCCAGUCUCAGUCUGUUCUCCAUCCAAGACCAGGUUCCAGAGUCUCUCCAGAAAACCUUGUGGACAAAGCCCGGGGAAGGCCUGGAAAAUCUCCAGAGAGGAGUCACAUCUCAUCAGAACCCUAUGAGCCCAUUUCUCCACCCCAGGUUCCAGUUGUUCAUGAGAAGCAAGACAGCAUGCUGCUCCUGUCACAGAGGGGAGUGGAGCCAGCAGAGCAGAGGAAUGAUUCUCGCUCACCAGGGAGUAUAAGCUACUUGCCUUCAUUCUUCACCAAGCUUGAAAGCACAUCACCCAUGGUUAAAUCAAAGAAGCAGGAAAUUUUUCGUAAGUUGAACUCCUCUGGUGGAGGUGACCCUGAUAUGGCAGCUGCUCAGCCAGGAACUGAGAUCUUCAAUUUGCCAGCAGUUACUACUUCAGGCUCAGUAAGCUCUAGAAGCCAUUCUUUUGCUGAUCCUGCCAGUAACCUUGGUCUAGAAGACAUUAUCAGGAAGGCCCUCAUGGGAAACUUUGAUGACAAAGUUGAGGAUCAUGGAGUUGUCAUGUCCCAACCUGUAGGAAUAGUGUCUGGUAGUGUCAGCACCUCAGUUGUGACCAGCAGUGAGACACGGAGAGAUGACGGGGACCCAUCACCUCAUUCAGGAGUUUGCAAACCAAAGUUGAUCAAUAAGUCAAACAGCAGAAAAUCUAAAUCUCCUAUCCCUGGUCAAGCCUACUUAGGAACAGAGCGACCCUCUUCAGUCUCCUCUGUACAUUCAGAAGGGGAUUACCACAGGCAGACACCAGGAUGGGCCUGGGAAGACCGACCGUCUUCAACUGGCUCAACUCAGUUUCCAUAUAACCCUCUGACCAUGCGGAUGCUCAGCAGCACACCACCAACACCCAUCGCAUGUAACCCAUCGGCUGUAAGUCAAGCAGCUCCCCACCAACAGAACCGGAUCUGGGAGCGGGAGCCUGCACCGCUCCUCUCUGCACAGUACGAGACGCUGUCAGACAGUGAUGAUUGAACUUACACAGUGAAGGGACUAGACAGGGUGGGUAGAGAAGGCAUGGGGGCAGUUCUAGUGGUUGGUCGGUUUUUAAAAUUGUGGGUCAAAAAUGUGCCCUCUUGUGAUUUGUGCCCAGAGACUUCUCAGCAGAGCCAAGGCAUCGAUUGAUGAAGAAAUGACUGAAAUUCACUUGGAAAGUCAAAUUGGGGGAGGGGGGGUGGGAGAUCCUGCCUCGAUACAGGCAAUUCGGUGGAUAAUAGUGGAGGGUUGAAAUGUAGAGUUUUUAAAAAGUGGACAAUUCAUGUUCUUACAUCUGUUUGUAAAGAAAAGCAUAAUGUCUUUAAAUUACUCUUCUGUAAAUAGAUGACCUUUUUGCAGUGUAUCCCCUUGCUGUAGUAUCUGGUGUACUUACAUGCAAAUCAGCGUAUUAAUGUUGGGGGUAAUUUUAAAAAAAUCUUUUCAUCUAUCUUUUUUAACCAUAGCCUUCUAAACAACCUCAUACAGCCUAAUUACAUAAUGUUGGCUGUCACGGGCAUUGUACUUUUUAUCUGAUUUUAUUUCCUCUAAAUUUAGCUUCCCAGUGAUAUUUAAAAUCUUGUGGGAAAUGUUUAGAUUUUUAACAGACUGUCAUAUAAAAUCUAGACAUUAAGGUCAAAAGGUAAUAGCAAGAAAAUUCUGCCAUUUUGUAAAUUUCCAGUGCAGGUUUGUUUUUUUUUUAAGUAACACUGAAAAAAUAUUGCUGCAUGGGUAUAUUAUAGUUCAGUUUUUAAAGUUUUAAAGGCUUUUUUGAGGCAUACCUCACACUGUUAUGCACACUGGUGAUUUAACCAUGCCCCUUAAGUAUUCCUUUUCUUCUGCAUCUGAUGCAGCCCAAUAGAGCUUUUGUUUUGAAAUAAAUUUGACUACCCUGUC
Molecule: messenger RNA, 8195 nt
Organism: Dipodomys ordii (Ord's kangaroo rat)
Lineage: Eukaryota; Metazoa; Chordata; Mammalia; Rodentia; Heteromyidae
Gene: Ncor1
Product: nuclear receptor corepressor 1
Exons: 43
Coding region: 240-7301 (2353 amino acids)
Biological process (GO): negative regulation of transcription by RNA polymerase II
Molecular function (GO): nuclear thyroid hormone receptor binding; transcription corepressor activity
Source: RefSeq, a predicted model, not a curated record